UAGAUUAACACCCUAAUUCAAACCUCACCUCUCUACAUCCGCCCGGUUUCAAUAUGAGGCGCAAUCUGAGACCCAGAACCACAAUCCCUGAUUCAGACGACGAUUCACAAUUCAGCGAAACGUCAUUGAGGAAUUCAUCACCCCUCCGUCGAUCAAGUCGAUCGGGACCUCUGCGAGCUGGUGGGUCAUCCCAUUCUCGAUCUCGCCCUCGCGUCAUCCCAGAUUCCGAGGCAGAUGAGGAUGGCUAUGUCGGUCUAUCGGACUCGGCGGCACCAGACAAUUUUGCUUCGGGCAGCAUUGCAGUGGUCGUGCCUGUGAAAAAUGAAUCCGCCAGUGACUCCAAUUCUCGGAGUUCGCUUGGGAAUCUGUCCACGGGCUAUAGUACCCCGGCUACUAGCGUUGGUGCUGCGGUUACUGAACCCGACACCAAGAUUGCGAUAAAGACUUCGGCGCGUAUCAAUGCCGCUGAUCGCGUAAAGAAACUACAGUCGAGCGCAUUAUCCCUAGGAGCUUCCCAAAGAGGAAGAAAACGAUCCGCAGCGGCACUGGCGGAGGAUGAUGAUGCCUCUGAUGUUCCACUAGCUCAUGCCUUCAAAAAAAGGACGGUAAAACGGCCUACAGGUGCUCUAUCUGUCCAAACCGAUCUUGAGGCUUCUGAUACCGCUCUGGCCCAUACCCUUCAAAUGGAGGAAUACGAGUACCCACGCCCGACAACAGAACAACGUUUGCUCGUAGACAAAUUCAUUGAUGAACACUCGGAAUACGACUCGGACCCCGAUUCUAGACCGGUGUUCUUCUCUCCAUUGAGCCCUGAGCCACCAGGGUUGCUUCAUUCCGGCGUCGCUGAUUCGGAUACCUCGGAGGAUCCCCUAGAGGGCAGAUCUCUCAGUCCUCUUUGGGAAGGCCUCAAUGACGAAAUUCACGACCCUGAAGCAGAUCUGCCCCCAACCUGGGAAGAGCAGCGGAAAGCUCGCCGUGUAGAAAGAGACCGAAAGAAUCUUGUGACCAAGCAUCCCACAAUUGGUACCAUGUGGGAUACGCUCAAAGCACAGCCGAUUAUCCAGCCAAAGGAAGCCAAGCAACCUGUCUCCAUAACUCGCAAACUCAAGCCAUUCCAACUGGAGGGCUUGAACUGGAUGAUAGCCCAGGAAAAGACUCAAUAUAAGGGUGGUUUGUUGGGUGAUGAGAUGGGCAUGGGAAAGACCAUUCAAGCAGUUUCACUCAUCAUGUCCGAUUUCCCCCGGCCUGACCCGACUCUCGUCCUCGUGCCACCGGUCGCUUUGAUGCAGUGGGUAUCCGAAAUCAAGGAAUACACGGAUGGCAAACUGAAAGUCUUGGUCUAUCACAAUUCCGAUGCGAAAGUCAAAAAGUUGACACAGACUGAAAUUCGCAAAUACGAUGUCAUCAUGAUUUCCUAUGCAAGUCUCGAAUCCAUUUACCGCAAGCAGGAGAAAGGCUUCUCUCGCGGUGAAACGAUGGUCAAAGCAGAUAGUGUCAUCCACGCAGUCCACUAUCACCGCCUCAUUCUUGACGAGGCGCAUAGUAUCAAAUCGCGUACCACGGGUGUUGCCAAGGCAUGUUUUGCCUUGGAGGCUAAUUACAAGUGGUGCUUAUCGGGCACACCCGUACAGAACCGGAUUGGAGAAUUCUUCUCCCUUCUACGCUUUCUACAAGUCAAGCCAUUCGCAUGCUACUUUUGUAAGCAGUGCGAUUGCGAACAACUCCAGUGGACCUCGACCAAAGAGGGACGUUGUACUGAGUGCUCUCACACUGGGUUUAUGCAUAUCUCAAUCUUCAACAAGGAGAUUCUCAACCCAAUCAUCGAGGGGAAAACUCAACAACAACGUAAAGACGGUCUCGACAAGCUCCGUCUUAUCACCGAUCAUAUCAUGCUCCGCCGGAUGAAGCAACAGCAUACAACGUCAAUGGAGCUCCCACCCAAACGUAUCACAUUGCACAAUGAAUUUUUCGGCGAGAUCGAACAAGAUUUCUCACGCAGCAUCAUGACGAACUCAACACGAAAAUUCGAUACCUAUGUCAGCGAGGGUGUCAUGUUGAACAACUAUGCUAACAUCUUCGGAUUGAUCAUGCAGAUGCGCCAAGUUGCAAACCAUCCUGAUCUCAUUUUGAAGAAAAAAGCGCAAGCAGGGUUCAACAUUGCUGUGUGCUGCGUCUGUGACGAGCCUGCAGAAGAUGCCAUUCGGUCUCAGUGCCGUCAUGAAUUCUGUCGUCAAUGCGCCAAGGACUAUAUUCAGUCUUUCCAGGACGAUAGCAAGCAUGUUGACUGCCCCCGGUGCCAUAUCGCUCUUUCCAUUGAUUUGGAACAACCCACCCUUGCAGAAUAUGAAGAGUCUGUCAAGAAGAAUUCUAUCAUCAACCGCAUUUCGAUGGAGAGUUGGACCUCGUCCACGAAAAUCGAGAUGCUCCUCUACGAACUCUUCAAGGAGCGAAGCAAAAGCCAUACCCCUAAAUCCAUCAUCUUCUCCCAGUUCACAUCCAUGCUACAACUGGUUGAGUGGCGGCUACGCCAUGCCGGGUUCAACACCGUUAUGCUGGACGGAUCGAUGACCCCAGCACAGCGGCAAAAGUCCAUUGAACAUUUCAUGACUAAGCCCGAGGUUGAAGUCUUCUUAGUCUCUCUCAAGGCCGGUGGCGUGGCACUCAACCUGACGGAAGCCUCCCGAGUUUUCAUUAUCGACCCAUGGUGGAAUCCCGCGGCGGAAUGGCAAAGCGCCGACCGCAGUCACCGAAUCGGCCAGCAACGGCCUUGUGUGGUUACUCGGCUCUGUAUCGAGGACUCGGUCGAGUCACGAAUCAUUCAACUUCAAGAGAAGAAAGCCAACCUCAUCCGGGGUACCCUGAAUAAAGAUCAAGCGGCAGCCUUGGAAAAACUGACCCCCGAGGACAUGCAGUUCCUCUUCCGAGGAACCUAGAGAACCAAUGUUCUUCCAUACGCCACAUUCGUCAGUCCUCACGCAAGGAGUUGUGUGUUUGAUUUUUUUUAACUCCCAUGAUCCUCACGACCUCACGACCAUUAUUUCUCUAUGUGUAC
Messenger RNA from Penicillium samsonianum, 3052 nucleotides. RefSeq names its product DNA repair protein RAD16. The coding region runs from base 54 to 2933 and encodes 959 amino acids. The transcript has 2 exons. Gene Ontology annotation, molecular function: metal ion binding; ATP-dependent chromatin remodeler activity; ATP binding. NCBI's taxonomy places the organism in Eukaryota, Fungi, Ascomycota, Eurotiomycetes, Eurotiales, Aspergillaceae. The record is from RefSeq and is a predicted model, not a curated record.